AUGGGUGAGAGAAUACAACCGGGCAGUUUCUUCCAGUACCCACCUUCUGGGAUUCAUCAUGCUUCUCCUCAUAGAGCCAAUUCGUUUCCUUCAGAUCGUGAGAGGUACUUGGCUGAACUACUAGCGGAGAGGGAAAAAUUGGGGCCAUUUAUACAAGUACUUCCACAUUGCAGCCGGCUGCUUCAUCAAGAGAUCAGGCGAGUAUCAAGUUUCAAUCAGGGUUUUGGAGAGCAUGAAAGAUAUGAGCACGAUAGUCCAUUUAGGUCAUUAGGUCAACAUCCUAAUGGAAGGACAAUGGAUUUGGAAGCAUGGUCUGCUAUGCAAACAGAGGAAAAUGGGCAUCUCCAGAAAAUGGCUUCAUUACAAGCUGCUUCAAUUGGUUGGCCUGCAGUCCCUGGAAUUCCCACAACACCUGUUGUAAAGAGAGUAAUUAGACUUGAUGUUCCAGUUGACAAAUAUCCCAAUUACAAUUUUGUUGGUCGAAUAUUGGGACCUCGCGGGAACUCCUUGAAAAGAGUUGAAGCCUUGACAGAGUGCAGGGUCUAUAUAAGAGGCAAGGGGUCAGUAAAGGACUCUCUCAAGGAAGAGAAAUUGAAAGAUAAACCAGGGUAUGAGCACCUGAAUGAGCCACUUCAUGUCUUGGUGGAGGCUGAGUUUCCAGAGAACAUUAUAAAUGCUCGCUUGGAUCAUGCAAUGACCAUACUGGAAAGCCUUCUGAGGCCUGUGGAUGAGUCUUUAGAUCACUACAAAAAGCAGCAAUUGAGGGAGCUGGCAAUGCUGAAUGGUACACUAAGGGAGGAAAGCCCUAGCAUGAGCCCUAGUAUGAGCCCAAGCAUGUCUCCUUUCAACUCUGCAGGGAUGAAACGUGCCAAGACUGGAAGAUAA
Linum trigynum is the source of this 885-nucleotide messenger RNA. The record is from the annotation of a GenBank genome assembly. NCBI's taxonomy places the organism in Eukaryota, Viridiplantae, Streptophyta, Magnoliopsida, Malpighiales, Linaceae.